Haemonchus placei is the source of this 768-nucleotide messenger RNA. The record is from the annotation of a GenBank genome assembly. NCBI's taxonomy places the organism in Eukaryota, Metazoa, Nematoda, Chromadorea, Rhabditida, Trichostrongylidae.
AUGAACAGUAUCACUUUAAGUCACAAGCCGGCACAGUUCCACCAUGGUCUGAGGACCCGAGACCUACAUACAGACUCUCUGGUGGUGGCGCGACAACUAAUUAGGACAGCGGACGAGUACCUGCAGACGUCCACCCUAGACAGGCGUCUGCAAGAGGAAGCCCGUCGCGCCAGCUCCCAUACAGGUCGAGCAGUACAACGCCCUCUAAGGACCAUGACUAUUCCACACAUGGGACCCGGCGAGUGUACUCCAAGGUCGCAGAGUGCCGCAGAACUCCGAGUUUCCCCCGAGGCUGGACGUGAGUCUACUCUCUCCUCCAGGGUCGGAGGCGAACACUCGGGGCUAGGCAAAAGGAGGCAUAAUACAGAUGACACGAUGCGUGGGACCGAGCCUCCAUCAAUGAGGCCACGAUAUGACCCACGACCCGGACCAGUUACUCAUAGCUUGUCUCAGCGGUCGGUGGAGCAUGCCCCAACCCAGCCUAAUACAUAUUUCAGGUUUCUGGUAUGCUGCGCUCCGCCCGAGGACAUCGAGGCUUGCGUCUUCUGCGGUUCGGAAGCGCACUUCAGCACUGAUUGCGACCACUACCCGUACCUCAGCGAUGGGGCACACCGGGCAGAGAGCUUCGGGAUCUGUUGCAACUGCAUCAAACAGCAUUACGGAUCUUGCAUUGCAAGGACCUGGACCUGCACCUGGACCAGGAUCUUGCAAGGACCCCUGGAGCAUAUGCAAGCAGGAAGGCCACCACAAGUCAUUCUGUAUCCGUAA